UAUUUUUUAUAUUUUCAACAGGCUUGUCCUUUUUUUUUGCGCUUCACUGUGGAGAGUGAAGGUCUUUCUUUUACCUUUUUCCGGCGAAGUUCUCCGCCAUUGACGGAAGUCGAGUCAAACUUCCAGCUCCCUCCAGGUACCUGAGUCUCCUCCUCCUCCUCGUCUUCCUCUAAACCCUAAAUCAUCCAACACUGAGAGAGUUUAUUGGCUCUUCUGUUGAAACAUGUUGGGGUUUGCGGCUGCCACUGCGUCAAACACUUGUGUCACCAAUACCGCUGUGCUCUUGGCUCAGACUCCCAUUCCCAACUCUCUUCAUCCCUACAAUUCUCCGAUUCUACCGUGUUCUAAGAGGUUUUUUUCAUCAACGCCGUCUUCUCAUUCAAUUUUUCCUCCGAUUAAAGCUAUGGCAGAGUCCCAAAAUCCCGAUUCUCAAGAUUCUCAAGCCUCUGCUUCUGGCAUCAAACGAGCACUAAUAUCAUUAUCAGACAAAAAGGAUUUGGCUUUGCUUGGCCGUGGACUUCAGGCGUUAGGAUACACAAUUGUUUCAACUGGAGGAACAGCAUCAGCUUUGGAGGCUGCUGGUGUCUCUGUCACUAAGGUGGAACAAAUUACUAGUUUUCCAGAAAUGCUUGAUGGUCGUGUAAAAACUUUACAUCCUUAUAUACAUGGUGGUAUUCUUGCUAAAAGAGACCAAAAUCAUCAUAUGGAAGCUUUAAGGAAGCAUGGAAUUGGUACUUUUGAUGUGGUGGUGGUGAACUUAUAUCCCUUCUAUGAGAAAGUUUCCUCUACUGAUGGAAUAGCAUUUGAUGAUGCAAUUGAGAACAUUGAUAUUGGUGGUCCAACCAUGAUUAGAGCCGCUGCAAAGAAUCACAAAGAUGUCUUGGUUGUCGUUGAUUCACAAGACUAUCCUAGACUCCUAGAAUUUCUUCAAGGAAAUCAGGAUGACCAGGAGUUCCGAAUGAUGCUUGCUUGGAAGGCUUUUCAACAUUCUGGUUUAUAUGAUUGUGCAGUUAGUGAGUGGCUGUGGAAGCAGCCGACUGUUGGAGGCGAGUAUCCUCCCAGCUUUGCAGUGCCUCUCUCGCUCAAAUCUUCACUUCGUUAUGGUGAAAAUCCUCAUCAAAAGGCUGCAGUUUAUGUGGAUAAGAGACUCUCUGAGGUUAAUGCUGGUGGUAUUGCAUCUGCUAUUCAGCACCAUGGGAAGGAGAUGUCAUAUAAUAACUAUCUAGAUGCUGAUGCAGCUUGGAAUUGUGUGUGCGACUUUAAUAAUCCAACUUGUGUAAUUGUAAAGCACACAAAUCCUUGUGGUGUAGCUUCACGUGAUGAUAUCAUUGAAGCUUACAGAUUGGCUGUUAAAGCAGAUCCAGUGAGUGCAUUCGGUGGUAUUGUUGCCUUCAACACAGAAGUUGACGAGGAUCUUGCAAAGGAUAUUCGAGAGUUUAGAAGUCCAACAGAUGGUGAAACUCGGAUGUUUUAUGAGAUUGUCAUUGCACCCAAGUAUUCAAAAAAGGGGCUUGAGAUCCUCCGUGGAAAGUCCAAGACUUUGAGAAUCCUCGAGGCAAGCAAGAAUGAGAAAGGAAAGCUUUCUUUUAGACAAAUCGGUGGCGGUUUGUUGGUUCAGGAUUCAGAUGAUUUAACACCAGAAAAUAUCCAAUUUAAUGUAGUUUCUGAGAAGAAUCCACAAGAAAGUGAGCUUCGUGAUGCAAAGUUUGCUUGGCUAUGUGUGAAGCAUGUUAAGAGCAAUGCCAUUGUAAUUGCUAAGGACAACUGUAUGUUGGGUAUGGGAAGUGGACAGCCAAACCGUCUCGAGAGUUUGAGGAUAGCUCUGAGGAAAGCGGGAGACAAGGUCAAAGGAGCAGCUUUGGCUAGUGAUGCCUUCUUUCCAUUUGCUUGGAAAGAUGCAGUAGAAGAAGCAUGUGAGAGCGGAAUUGGUGUGAUAGCGGAGCCUGGAGGGAGCAUUAGAGAUGGGGAUGCUAUAGACUGCUGUAAUAAGUAUGGGGUUUCGCUUCUCUUCACUAAUGUGAGGCACUUUAGGCAUUGAUGGUUAGAUACAUUUGCAAGUGUGUUUUCUGCGAUUUUGGUUCGCGGCUUGAGCACCAUGCUUCAAAUUUUUGGCAAUUCACGGGCUAGAUGUUUUACGUGAGUUCUUGCCAUUGCUGAGAAUUCUAAUUUUAUAAGAUGUAUGCAUGAGCUAUAAUAUUAUUGUUUGAGGUUGAGAGGCUUUAAUGUGUUUUUGAUGGACAAACUGAGGUUUGGUUUGACAUAAUAAAAAAAAAUCAAAAAGUCACUAUCUUAUUUAAGUCA
Molecule: messenger RNA, 2301 nt
Organism: Camellia sinensis
Lineage: Eukaryota; Viridiplantae; Streptophyta; Magnoliopsida; Ericales; Theaceae
Product: AICARFT/IMPCHase bienzyme family protein
Biological process (GO): 'de novo' IMP biosynthetic process
Cellular component (GO): cytosol
Molecular function (GO): IMP cyclohydrolase activity; phosphoribosylaminoimidazolecarboxamide formyltransferase activity
Source: RefSeq, a predicted model, not a curated record